ACUAUUCAGCUUUCUUAGUAAAGUUCCGGUUUGAAUUUACCGACUUUUCAAUUUUACUUAUUAUCUAAAUAGAAAUCUAAAACGUCCAAUGUGUGCCCUGUAACUCUCUACACAAAUAAUCAUUUAUUAACACAAAGUAUAGAAAGGAUUUUUGCGAAGACUACAGCAUAAAUUCAAUGAGGCUUCGAUACAGAAGAAAAGCGAUUUUGAAGUUGGGAAUAGUGGUGAUCUCACUUCUUAUUGCGGUGCCUGUGAUUGUUCAUCGCUUCGAGCGGCCUGCAGAUGAUGAAAAUCCAGAAGUGAUCAAGAAAAAACUGAGGGUUGCAAGAUACCAAGAAAAAAAACGACAGCAAAAGAAUAUCCAGAAUGUCAUGGAAAAUCCAGUCGUGGUACAGAAGGGAGGAAAAUAUGUGGUACCGGCUGAUUCGAUUCAUCCGGAACCAACACAUGGACCAGUGGCUGUACUGAAGUCAGGCGUACAAGGAAAUUUUGAACCAAACUACCCUAGCAAAAGUGGCCCAGGUGAAAAUGGACAGCCUGUAUACACGGGAAUGGAGGAGAGAACAAGGGCAGACAAAUCUGUCAGAGAAUUUGGAUUCAAUAUGAUUAACAGUGACAAAAUCUCCAUGAACAGGACCAUCCCGGACACCCGGGUGGAAGAAUGUAAAUACUGGCAGUAUCCUGAAGACCUACCGAGUGCCAGCGUCAUUCUCGUCUUCCACAACGAGGGCUGGUCUACGCUGAUGAGGACGGUGCACAGCAUCAUAGAAAUGUCUCCCAAACAGUUCCUGCAUGAGAUUGUUAUGGUGGAUGAUUUCAGUGACAAGGAGCAUUUAAAGGGGAGACUGGAGGAAUACAUAAAACAGUUUAAUGGGUUAGUCAAACUGUACAGAAACUCGGAACGCCUCGGUCUUAUUGGUACAAGGACGAGGGGUGCUGAGUUAGCCACUGGGGAUGUUAUUGUCUUUCUGGAUGCGCAUUGUGAAUGUAACAGAAACUGGCUCGUUCCACUGUUAGCAAGAAUUCGUUAUGACAGGACUAUUAUGGCUGUUCCCACUAUUGACGGCAUAGACUGGGAUAAUUUCCGCUAUCAUCCAGUCUACGGUGCUCAACAUCAUCGAGGAAUUUUUGAGUGGGGGUUUUUGUACAAAGAAAGUGCUGUACCAGAGAGGGAGCUGAAAAGGAGGAAACACAACAGUGAGCCAUACAAGUCCCCUACACAUGCUGGAGGACUGUUUGCUAUGGAUCGUAAAUAUUUUUUUGAGCUGGGAGCUUAUGACCCAGGAUUGAAAAUUUGGGGUGGUGAAAAUUUUGAGUUAUCUUUCAAGAUCUGGCAGUGUGGUGGCAGUAUUGAGUGGGUCCCUUGCUCGAGAGUCGGGCAUGUAUACAGGAAUCAUAUGCCUUAUGGAUUUGGAAAAAUCGAUGUCAAAAUUCCAGUCAUCAGUUUGAAUUACAUGCGUGUUGUGGAGGUGUGGUUAGACCGCGAACAUCGGGAAUUCUUCUACACGAGAGAACCUAGUGUUCGGGGUUACCCAAUAGGAGACGUCAGUAAACAGCUCAAGUUCAAAGAGGAACACCAUUGUAAAGAUUUCAAGUGGUUCAUGGAGAAUGUAGCGUACGAGGUCUACGACAGGUUUCCCAAGCUCCCUCCCAACAAAGCAUGGGGAGAGGUGAAGUUGAGGAAAGGUACCUCAUGCAUGGACACCAUGGGACAGGCAGUGGGGGGAGGGGCCAUUGGUCUCAGUUACUGUCAUCACUUUGGGGGCAGUCAGCUUUUCAGAAUUAAUACAAAGGGACAGAUCGGGGUCGGGGAGAGGUGCAUCGAGUCCCCGAAUGGAAACACUCUGCAUGUGGCCUACUGUGAAGUACAACCCACAGGGCCCUGGGACUAUGACGAAGCAAGUGGGGUGAUUAGGAACACUUAUCACAAUAAAUGCCUGGACGGGACGAAUGGGAAACUCUCACUUCAGUCCUGUACAGGGGAUGACACCCAGAGCUGGGCUGUCAAGGAAACCUUCUCCUGGAAGAAAUAAACAGCUUAUAUUGAUCUGGAAACAGAUCAGAAAAUGUACGCAGUACUCAAUGGACAUUCCAUAUCAUAUGUAUGUGUGUUAUUAAAUGAGAUGUGCUGCAGCUGCUUAUUGGAGGAUGGAGUGAUGUGUGACUGUGAAUGUUUACAGAGGUUGAAUUUUCAGCUUUAAUUGUCCACCUAUUUGUAAAUCAGUCCAUGAUAUGAAGAGGUAAAUCGUAAUUUCUGUGUUCCACAGUGUGGAAAUGAAUUUAUACUGAUUUAUUAUAUACCCAUCAAUAAUCCGUGUUUUGAUAUUGUUAAAUUGAUAGAGUGUGAUCCGACUUUCCGGAUCUCCACACGGUGGUGCUCUGAUUCUAAGUCCUGUCUCUCUAAAACUGAUGACGUCACAAUGCAUUAACAAACAUUUUUGUGGAAAAUGGUUAACAUUGUUACAGACAAAACUGUACACAAAAGAUAAUUUUAUUGUAUACGAUAUGUUUGCUAAUUAGGAAUAAUUCAUUAUCUUAUGAAUGUGUAUUUAAUAUAUAUAGGGGGUAUAUAAUAGAUUUAUCAAUACUAUAAUAACUUGACUCGAAGAGUUGGAUCACGUCUUGAUGACAGGCGUGGAUCAUCAGAUCAAACUUCAGAUCUCGUUUGAUCUGAUGAUACACACCUGUCAACUCGAUAUGAUCUUACUCUUCAGAUCAAGUUACUAUAGUAAUAAUAUAUAUAUAUAUCUGUUGGGUCAGCAAAACUCUUUUUUUCCAUCUUUGAAUGUAAAUGGAUUAGCAAAUACAAUUUAUACCUUAAGUCAUGUCUGAUUACAACAAAACCAAAUCCAGAUUAGGAAUCUGGGAUUUUACAUUACGGUAUACAUUCAUUCUUGAAACCAAACCUGGAUUCUGGAAUCGGUGAAUCAACCUUAAGAGAUGGUCUGAAAAUGUUUUGUUGUAAAUGAGUGGCAUAGCCUGGGGACUUUUUGGCUCAUUUUGAAAGUUCCGUCAACAAAUUCCACUGAUCGGAAACAAAACAAAUCCCAACUGGUCAUCAUGUAAUGGUAUAUCAAGAAAAUGAAAUUUACAUUUUAGGUACUGGUAUCUGAUUAUAACAUUGCAUUUGUAAAUCUGGAUUUUAGAUCUGAAUCUGGUUUUGUUGUAAUUAAAAACAAUGUAGGUUUGUCAUUAGUCUAAACAUUACGGAUAUUUAUAUGAGGUUAAUUUUUCUUUAAACCUGACUUGGAAUAAUUAACAGCUUUAUUUAUGUGAGAUCUGAGGCCAUAGUAGAUAGAUCGGACACACAAUUUUGGUUUUGUGUGUUGUUUUUUAUUUUCUUGCCAGAAUUCUUAAUUAGUGCUUAGUUUACAAUUAUUUUUUGAAUUGAGUAUUAAUUUGAUUUUUAAUAUUGAGUAGGAUUUUUGUUGUCACAAAUUGAUGCAGACUGAGAGUUCCUUUUGCUCAGUUUCUAUAAUCAUGGAACAUUUUUGAAAUUGUCCAACGAUUUUAUGUUCUACUAGAAAACUCAAAUUCCAAAUUUAAUCCUGAAUUCUGAAUUGAAACUGAAAAAAGAUUCAUUCACCCAGAAAGAAUCUCGUACCGUUUCAGAAAAAUGUUUGAAAGUCAGGUACAUCACUACAUUUAGACUACAUUCAAUCUUAAAUCCACGGGGAAAUUUUUCUCUAAUAUCUCGUACAAAUAAACAUUCUAACGAUCUUGCUGUUAACUGACCAGGUUAAGCUGGCUCUGUUUUAUAAGAGACCACUUUUUUAUGGGUACAUCGUGAUGGUAAUCCAUGAUACUAAGUAUUGUCUUUGUUUAUAGUACUUAAAACCAUUAACAUGUGUAUAUUUUAGCGGUCAAGUAUUUUUGCUGUUGCUUUGCACCACUGUGGUCACUAACUUACAUAAUAUAGAAUAUGCAAAUUGCAAAUAUGUACAUGUUUAACCAUUUUUUAAUGUUUUUAAAAAUAUGCAUAACCUCAAAUUUCAUGAGUGAUGAUUACAAACUAUUGAAUCCGAGUACAAAGUGACAUUUAUCCAGUAUUUUUACCACUCACAAUUAUCAUAGUUGGUUAGUUCAUAGAUUUUAUUGAUUUGUGGGUAAUUAUAUAAUGUCCUAUCAAAACAAUCAAAAGUUUCCAUUUACCUGUUUGUUACAGUUCUCGUUCUGAUCAAGUUGUAAGAAAUUAUCAGUUAAAACUGGGGUUUUGGUAUUCUGUGAUUUCUCUAGUCAAUUUAUUAGUAUAUUUCAUCAUCAUUGUAAUAUGUACUAAGUGUUUUUGUUUCUUUUUGUGUGUGUGUCGUGAAAGCAAUACAUGGACUUAUAUGUUCUGUACUGGGAGUUAUUUCCCUUGAAUCAGAAAAUGUAAUAAUCAGAAAACUUCUGAGGUAGGAUUUUUUGUUAAUUUUUCGAAUUUUUUUUUCUUUCUUUUUUUCCGAAAACUUGUCUUAUAAGAGAAAUAAAUUCUGCAUUGAACUAGAGAAUGUUGAAUAUUCUAUCUAUAUACUGUAAACCAACUUUUAUUAGCAACAACUUUAUUUCGCAAUUUAUCAGCGAUAAACUUGCUCAUGGUGACUAAUUUUCAUGACUGCGAUAAUCUUCAAUCAGUACAAAUGACAUUAAGGGACUGGAGAGAUGUAUGUGUAAACAAUGUUCUAGCGAACUUCGCAAAAAUUAUUGCACACAAAUAAAAGUUGGUUUACAGUAAAUAUGGAUUUUAUUUUAUUCAUAGAGAAUAUAUUCAUAUAUAUAUAUAUAUAUAUCAGAUAUUGAUUUUCAUAGAAUUUAUUGUACAUAUUGAUGUUGAAUGUCUUUUUGAUGAGAGUAUUUUCUUUCAUUUGUCUUUGUGUAGUCCGUUAAGCUAUAAUUAGUUGUUAGAUAGGUGAGGGAGAAACAAUAAAUUGUCAUCAUGGCUGACUUCCUUUUGAUAGAUAUUAAUAUCAGCAAUACAUGUAUAUUUAUUUUAAAUAUAAUCGCCUAGAUGGGUAGCUCAGUAGGUUAUCCUGUCAACUGUUGAUCUGUAGAUUGUUUUUUCAAGUCCAGCUGGAGUUUUAAUUUUGAUCAGAUUGCUUUCUAAUUAAACUGGGUAUUUUAACUAAAGAAGGUAAAUUUUAAACUUUUAAAUAUGAAAAUAUUAUUGUACAUAUCCUACACUUUCCAUCCACAUCAGAUUUCUCUGGUGUGUUAUUCCUCCUUAAGGUGUCAGAAGUGUUUGACAGUUCAGAUUCUUCCUCCUUAAGGUGUCAGAAGUGUUUGACAGUUCAGAUUCUUCCUCCUUAAGGUGUCAGAAGUGUUUGACAGUUCAGAUUCUUCCUCCUUAAGGUGUCAGAAGUGUUUGACAGUUCAGAUUCUUCCUCCUUAAGGUGUCAGAAGUGUUUGAUAGCUCUUUCUUUUGUUUUUCAUUUGGAAAUCAUGACAUAUCAAUAGCAGUUAGAGUUAUAUUUCAAAUAUAUUUUGUUCAGCACAAUCCUCUUGCAUGAUAAAUAUUGCCUCGCUUGCACUCACAUUUUGCACAGUGUUUUCUAUAAGUCAUAAAUAGUCAAGAUUUUUGUUUCCAUAUCGGUUGUACUUAAGUGCAUGGUAGCUGAACAGGAUUUCUUCGUUAAUCUAUAUUGCAUCUUCAUCUCAUCUUGCAAUUGAUAAAAGUCUCAUCUAAAAUGCACACAAUUUGACACCUAGUGUAUAGACUAAUGAGGUCUCCAUGACAUCAUUGUUAGAUUUUUAGGCGCAGUAAGGUGUGAAUUUAUAAUCGUAACCGUCUUUGAUGAAGAUUAAAUGUUUUCAUUUUGUAACAUGCAGGUGAUGUAAAUGUUUGCACAAAAUCUGUAACUCUCUUACAGGUGUCUCUGUGUAUCAUUUACAUGGUAGUUCAAUAAAAACAAAGAAUCAAAAUUAA
Molecule: messenger RNA, 5902 nt
Organism: Ostrea edulis (European flat oyster)
Lineage: Eukaryota; Metazoa; Mollusca; Bivalvia; Ostreida; Ostreidae
Product: N-acetylgalactosaminyltransferase 7-like
Exons: 13
Coding region: 177-2033 (618 amino acids)
Cellular component (GO): Golgi apparatus
Source: RefSeq, a predicted model, not a curated record